Cannabis sativa is the source of this 1397-nucleotide messenger RNA. Its product is annotated as B3 domain-containing protein At3g06220. The coding region runs from base 348 to 1202 and encodes 284 amino acids. The transcript is spliced from 4 exons. The record is from RefSeq and is a predicted model, not a curated record. Gene Ontology annotation, molecular function: DNA binding. NCBI's taxonomy places the organism in Eukaryota, Viridiplantae, Streptophyta, Magnoliopsida, Rosales, Cannabaceae.
UUUUUAUUUAAUUAUAAUUUAAAAGUCAAGAGUGGUCACAUGGGUUGAUAGAAAUAAAUCAAGCUUGGAGACCAUAAUAUAUGUACACUUCCUAAUAUAGUAAAAACUCAAAAAAGUAAAAAAAAAAAUUAUUACAACCUUAAUAGAAAGAUUCUGAUUUUAUUCAGAAAAAGUUGUUUUCAAAUAUUUGAUUUCAUUAUUACUACUCAUUUUCAACUCUUUCUCUCUCUCUCUCUUCUCUUUUGUACUAUACAUACUUUUACAUUUUCUCCUCUUUUACUAGCUGGUAAAAUAUUUUCUUAGAAACCAAACAAAAAGAAAAGAAAAUAUUUUCUUAGUGAUAAGAAAUGGGGAGGUUUUCAAAGCUUAAAAGAGUUGAAGUAGUUGAUGAUAAUGAUGAUGAAGAUUGUCAUGAGUUUUUCAAAGUGUUCAUGCCAACAUUUAGUACUAAGAACAUGUGGAUACCACCAAAGUUUGCUGAAAAAUUCAUGAAGAGAAUUCCAAAGGAAGUGAAAGUAAAAGAUGAGAAUGGAAAAAAUUGGUCAUUUGGGAUGAAAAAGAAAGAAGAAAAAGUGUACAUUGUUAAUGGAAAAUGUCAAUGGGAAGAGUUUGUAAAGGAGCACAAGCUUAAACGUGGAGACUUUUUAGUGUUCAAAUAUUACACUUCCAUUGCUAAUAGCAACUUUUUUCAUGUCAAAAUCUAUGCUUGCAAUGGAUGCAACAAGAAACAACUUCAUCACAAAACCACUAUUACUCAACCAGGUUCAUUUUGUGAGCAUGAUGAAGAUAUUAAACCUACUGAUGAAGAACUUGAAAAAGUUGGAGAAAAUUCUUCAAAUGAAGAAGAAUAUGGUGAUGUUAAAACUAAUACUACAACUCCUCCUAGUAAUAGUAUUAGUAGUAACCUUCACUUUUUGACUAUUAUCAAUGAUAAUACAAGAAAAAAAGUGAAAAUUCCUAGUGGUGUGGUGAGUAAGGUAAAGUUGGAGGAAAAAAUAAUACUUCAUUGUAAGAAUAAUGAGUUGUUUGGAGUUGGAAUAACAUAUGAUAAAGAUGGUCAAGCUUUUAUAUCAAGUAAAUGGAGUCAUUUUCUCAAGAGGAAGAAUCUCAACAACAAUGACAAGUGUUUGUUUGAAUUUCUCAUCAAUCCCAAAUCCAACAUUUGUAGGGAAAUGAAAGUUUAUAUCAUCCAUACAUGGUGAAGAUGGUGAUCAUCACAUAAUAUAUAUACAUAAUAGUACUUUUAUCUCUACUUAAUUAACAUUAUUAUAAUUAUGAUAUUAUUAAUGGGUUUCUUUUGUUAUGUUUAACUAGUGUUUGAAAUGAACUAAGUAUGUAUGAACAUGUUGGAGUACCAAUGACUUUUAAUGAUUAAUGAAAUAUGUAUUAUUAACAUA